Molecule: messenger RNA, 360 nt
Organism: Microsporum canis CBS 113480
Lineage: Eukaryota; Fungi; Ascomycota; Eurotiomycetes; Onygenales; Arthrodermataceae
Exons: 2
Coding region: 1-360 (119 amino acids)
Source: RefSeq, a predicted model, not a curated record
AUGGAGCAUUUUUGUUCCCUCGAUCUUAUCUUCAUCCCGUCUGCAGGUCAGGUCAGGGGCAGGUUAAGUUCAAGGCUUCGCCAUCUUGCUUUCUCCGUUUAUAUGAACAUGGGAAGCUAUAGCUUUCCUCUUUCGACAAGUGCGUUUGCCAGGUACGCCAAAUCAGUCCGUUCGGUUGGGGUUAAAGCACGCAUUGGGUUGACAAAGCAGGUUACUGAAGCAUGGGCAAGGCUUCUUCUGCGCCAUCUGGUAGGUCGGCGGAGCCGGCAGGGCUUGUCUAGAGUUGGCAUUCCGAGUCUCCAUAUUAUUUGGUUGACAGGAUGCGGCAGCUCGAACCUUCGAGUUCUUGUCUCCAUCUAA